AUGGCUCCAGUCAGCCUCCCGCCCAACCUCUCGCUCACCCUCUCGCCCGACCUCUCGCCGACCCUCUCGCCCAGCCUCUCGCCCGAAACCCUGCACUCGGAACCUUUCCACCUCCUGGGAGUUGUGGCUGGAAAGGGGACUGUAGCUGGCAUGGGGGUGGGGGCUGUAGCAGGCAGGGGGGUUGUAGCGGGCAGGGGGGCUGUAGCGGGCAGGGGGGCUGUAGCGGGCAGGGGGGCUGUAGCGGGCAGGGGGGCUGUAGCGGGCAGGGGGGCUGUAGCGCCGGGUUGCCCCUCAGGUGGUGCAAAGGGAGAGACAGUGGAUGGAGCUGCUGCUGUUAACGGGAGAAGCGCGGACGGUGAAGGUAACGGUAGUAACGGUAACGGUGAUGGUGAUGGGGAUGGUGAUGGUGAGAAUGAUGGCACUGCUGCCGCUGCUGCGGCUGCUGCGGCUGUGGCUGCGGCUGUGGCUGCGGCUGCUGCUGCUGCUGCUGCUGCUGCUGCUGCUGCUGCUGCUGCUGCCCCUGCCCCUGCUGCUGCUGCUGUCCCUUCUGCUGCUGCUGCUGCUGCUGCUGCUGCUGCCCCUGCUGUUGUUGCUCCUGCGGCUGCUGCUCCUGCUGCCUACUAUUCUCUCCCCAUCCUGAACCAAUGCUCUCAGGAAACGCAUACGCUGGCAUUUCAGCGGGCUGUUUCGGGGCUGUCAAUACCAUCGCAACAGCAGAUGCAGCAGCUGCUCUAG
Messenger RNA from Closterium sp. Naga37s-1, 735 nucleotides. Lineage: Eukaryota; Viridiplantae; Streptophyta; Zygnematophyceae; Desmidiales; Closteriaceae. The record is from the annotation of a GenBank genome assembly.